AUUGAUUACUAGAGAGAGAAAAAUAUAAGCGGAUGUGUGAGUUUGCAUGGUUGGAUAGCAAUGGCAGCAAAGAAGGUGUGUGUAACAGGUGCUGGAGGAUUCGUAGCGUCUUGGCUUGUUAAGCUUCUUCUUUCCAAAGGCUACAUUGUCCAUGGAACUGUGAGAGACCCUGAACCUGCUACUCAGAAAUAUGAACACUUGCUCAAACUCCACGGAGCUUCUGAAAACCUCACUCUCUUCAAGGCAGAUCUCUUGAACUACGAAUCUCUUCGCUCAGCAAUUUCUGGAUGCACUGCAGUUUUCCAUCUUGCUUGCCCUGUACCCUCAAUCAGUGUUCCCAACCCUCAGGUUGAAAUGAUUGAGCCUGCUGUGAAAGGAACAACUAAUGUACUUGAAGCUAGCCUUGAAGCUAAAGUGCAACGACUUGUCUUUGUAUCAUCUUUAGCUGCUAUUUCCAAUAGCCCCAAUUUGCCUAAAGAUAAAGUGAUUGAUGAGUCCUAUUGGUCUGAUAAAGAUUACUGCAAAACAACUCAGAACUGGUACUGUUUUUCCAAGACAGAGGCGGAGGAGCAGGCCUUGGACUUUGCCAAAAGAACUGGCCUUGAUGUGGUAAGCAUUUGCCCUUCCCUUGUUCUCGGGCCAAUUUUACAGUCAACCACUGUUAAUGCAAGUAGCCUGGCUCUCCUCAAACUUUUAAAAGGUGUCAACUCAAUGGAGAAUAAGAUCCGUUGGAUAGUCGAUGUACGAGAUGUAGCUGAUGCAAUACUUUUGGCUUAUGAGAAGCUUGAGGCAGAAGGGAGAUACAUAUGCCAUUCACAUACCAUCAAGACACGGGAUAUGCUGGAGAAACUAAAGAGUAUAUAUCCCAACUACAAAUACCCUGCGAAGUAUACUGAGGUGGAUGAUUACAUAAGUUUCAGCUCAGAGAAACUGCAAAGGUUGGGUUGGAAAUACAGGUCACUGGAGGAAACACUCGUUGAUUCUGUUGAGAGCUAUCGGGAAGCUGGCCAUCUGCAAUCAGAAUAAAUGUGACUUAGUAGAAUAGAAUGAAACUAAGUGCUAUAUGAUAGUAGAUACUUCAGUUUUUUAAAAUCUUUAUUAGGAUUCGAUUCGAUUCUAGUGUGAGUAUGAAAAAGACUAUAUAAUGAGGGAUGUUGUAGGUAGUUUGGUAAUCUCGGGUUAGUCUCCAGCGUCCGGAGGAAUAUUCUAGUGUAAACCAAGAAAAAGUCUAAUGGUCUAAUGGUCUAUCACCGAAUAGAAUGGCAGAAUGAACAUAAAAUUUACUUAAAGUAAGAUAGUAGGUAUUUCACUUAAAUUUAAAUGUGGAUACCAGCUUGACCUGGAUUUGAUUUGUA
Glycine soja is the source of this 1355-nucleotide messenger RNA. Its product is annotated as cinnamoyl-CoA reductase 1-like. The transcript is spliced from 5 exons. The record is from RefSeq and is a predicted model, not a curated record. Gene Ontology annotation, molecular function: oxidoreductase activity, acting on the CH-OH group of donors, NAD or NADP as acceptor. The coding region runs from base 61 to 1026 and encodes 321 amino acids. Lineage: Eukaryota; Viridiplantae; Streptophyta; Magnoliopsida; Fabales; Fabaceae.